AUGGACAAUCAAACAAUUGUAACUGAAUUCACACUGCUUGGAUUAUCUCACCUUUCGAAGUUUGAACACCAGCUCUUCCCUAUGUUUCUCCUUACUUAUUUGUUGACCCUGAAUGGGAAUAUGUUGAUCCUGGUCCUCAUUCUCACAAAUAACCAUCUCCACACCCCAAUGUACAUUUUUCUUGGAAACCUGGCCUUCGUGGACAUCUGCUAUUCUCAAGUCACUGGUCCACAAAUGCUCUUGGAGUUCUACUCUAAGAAAAAAGUCAUAUCCUAUGGAUCUUGUUUGACUCAAGCUUUUUUCUUCAUGUGUUUUGUUAGCUGUGAGUGCUUCUUGCUGGUUGUGAUGUCCUAUGACAGAUAUGUUGCCGUUUGUCAGCCUCUGCAAUAUAUACAAAUCAUGAGUUGGAGAAGAUGUGUUCAGCUCAUCAAUUUGAUAUGGGCUUUAGGAUCAAGCUACUCUUUAGUACACAUUCUAUUCACACUGAGGUUGACAUUUUGUGGCCCAAAUACCAUCCAUAAUUUCUUUUGUGAUCUUCCCCAGUUGUUGACUCUUUCAUGUACAGAUACAUUCCCUAACAUACUACUACUAUUUCUGUUGGGAGGUUUAUUUACAUCCAUUGCUUUCUUCAUAACACUCUUGCCAUAUGCUUACAUUUACUACACAGUUCACAGGAUAAGGACAAAAAAUACAACAUUUAAAGCUUUCUCAACCUGUACCUCCCACCUCACAGUGGUUUGUAUUUUUUAUGGAACUCUGUGCUUUGCUUAUUUGCGCCCACACUCAACAUAUUUUGAUGCAGACUUGGUGGUGGCUGUUGUGUAUGCAGUGGUUUCACCUUUAUUAAAUCCCAUAAUCUAUAGUCUAAGAAAUGGAGAGAUUAAAAAUGCAUUAAGAAGGGUAAAGAAUUCAAUUAUCACAAGUUACAUGGAUUAA
Messenger RNA from Xenopus laevis (African clawed frog), 936 nucleotides. RefSeq names its product olfactory receptor 1496. The transcript has a single exon. The record is from RefSeq and is a predicted model, not a curated record. Lineage: Eukaryota; Metazoa; Chordata; Amphibia; Anura; Pipidae. Bases 1 to 936 code for a protein of 311 amino acids.